This is a messenger RNA of Eubalaena glacialis (North Atlantic right whale), 1227 nucleotides long. RefSeq names its product serine/arginine-rich splicing factor 4-like. The record is from RefSeq and is a predicted model, not a curated record. Gene Ontology annotation, biological process: mRNA splice site recognition; alternative mRNA splicing, via spliceosome. Gene Ontology annotation, molecular function: mRNA binding. Lineage: Eukaryota; Metazoa; Chordata; Mammalia; Artiodactyla; Balaenidae. Gene Ontology annotation, cellular component: cytoplasm; nucleus; ribonucleoprotein complex.
AUGAAAGCCUUCAGCUCUGAGACAAGGAGGGGCUCACACCUGAAGCAGUAUCUGAGCAGGGAAGGGGCAGCCAUUGCCGGUGCUGACAUGGAUGGUGCAUCAGAGCCAGUUCAGAUCUCUGAUCACGGCCAGACUGCCACAGCUUGUGCUCCAGACUUUGCCAAAUGCCUGCACUGGCCCCUCUUGCUCCAGUGCUGCUCCCCUCUGGAGCAAGGGUGUCAGUGUUGGGAAGGGGUAAUUGUUGAGCAUGCCCGCGGCCCGCGACGAGAUGGCAGUCACGGUUCUGGACGCAGUGGAUAUGGUUCUAAAAGAAGUGGCCGAGAUAAAUAUGGCCCUCCUACCCGCACAGAAUACGGACUUAUUGUGGAGAAUUUGUCAAGUCGGUGCAGCUGGCAAGACCUAAAGGAUUAUAGGCGUCAGGCGGGAGAAGUGACCUAUGCAGAUGCCCACAAGGGACGCAAAAUUGAAGGGGUGAUUGAAUGUGUGUCUUACUCUGAUAUGAAAAGGGCUUUGGAAAAGUUAGAUGGAACUGAAGUCAAUGGCAGAAAAAUCAGAUUCGUUGAAGACAAGCCCGGUUCUAGACGACGCCGGUCCUACUCCAGGAGCCGGAGUCCCUCAAGGUCUCGCUCUCGAAGCAGACAUUCUCGUAAGAGCAGAAGCCGAAGCGGCAGCAGCAAAAGCAGUCAUUCCAAGAGUAGAUCCCGAUCCAGCUCAGGCUCCCGUUCCAGGAGCAAGAGCCGCAGCCGCAGCUAGAAGGACCAGAGCCGGAGCCCCAGCAAGGACCAGAGCCGGAGCCGCAGCCGCAGCAAGAGCGAGAGGAGCAGAAAACGAGGCGGCAAGCGAGACAGCAUUGGCAAGAAGAAGAAGGAGAAGGAAGACAACGACCGCUCCCAGCCCAGAUCGCGAUCCCGCUCAGGCUCGAAGGAGCGGGAAGAUGCCAAGUCCGAGUCUGGCCAGAGGGAAGGCCGAGCGGAGAGUGAGGAUGCUGGCGCCAAUCAGGAGACCCGGUCCAGGUCGAGGUCCAAUUCCAAAUCAAAACCAAACCUUCCGUCAGAAUCACGCUCCAGAUCAAAGUCCGCGUCAAAAACCCGAUCCCGGUCCAAGUCUAGAUCCAGGUCUGCGUCCAGAUCGCCCUCCCGGUCUAGAUCUAGGUCCCACUCAAGGUCCUAACUGGCUACGACCACAGCUGGAACUCCCCGAGAAGUCUUUCGUACAUGUUUGGUAGCC